CUCUCCGAGAUGGAGUCGGUCAAGGAGACUGCCAUUAAGCAGGAAAACUACCUGCUGGCCGAGCAGAUUCGUGUCAAGAUGAGCGCCCUCGUCAUCCAAAGCACCAUCAUGGAGCACCAGCUCAACACCGACAUCCUUGUCCAUUUCCUCACCAUCUGGCAAGACAACCUGGCCAAGUCCAUCACGGAGCAGAUCAGUGCUGUGUCUUCGAGUGGCAAGAGCCAUCUGCCAAAAAGCUACCCAAUGCAGGAGCCCUUCCACAUCAAGGCCCUCGAGUUCCUCCGCAUGGUCCCACACAACUACUACGAUUCUAUCAUCCGCUCGCUGCUGAUGAUUGUGCCCUACACUCUGCCCGAUAUCCAAAAGUCGCCCUUUCAAUGGGACUUUUUCUCCCGCAAGAUUGAAAAUCUGGCCGGAAAGCGGCAGGAGAUCCAAGACAGCGUUCGCUCCGUGGCACUGCUGGGUAUCCUCGAUCUCAUCGUGUGUGUCACCGGCCUGGCUACUGUCCAAGACUUGAGACCCGAAACCAUCAGCCUAGUCCUUCGCCACGCCUUUUUCGAGAUCCGUUCGUCAGCACCCAAGCAUUUCAUCCAAAACUAUCCUGCCCCGGAAGCCGAAAGUAACAUCAUCAUCCGAUGGUCCAUCAUUCUUGGCGAUCUUUCCAAGAUCAGCCGGACAGACAUUAUCCGCCAAGUCACGACAACGCUGGAUAUAAGCAAGAAGGGCUCCAGUGCCUCGUCCGAGGAAAUCAUCAUGACGCUGUCGGCUGUGCGAUAUGUGUCGGAGCGCCCUACAACCGAGCAACAGUCCCAGGACAUCCUCAGGCUCCUGCACGAAUUCAAUAUCUUCUUCGAGAAAGCCAAAAAGGCCAGCGUCCGCAUCGCCGUCAUCCAGGCCAUCGAGCGUCUUGUUCAGCCCCUGGACUUCACCGCCAUGCUCGGCAACGAAAAGUGGGAGACACACAUGUACAACGAGGUCUCGGAUCUGUAUGUGCGAGCCAAGCGAUGGAGCCAAAUCGACGACUUGCGCGGCGCCGCCCUCCGGCUGUGCAUCAUCAUCCUCGCCAACUCUCCCAAAACAUUUUUCCAAACCCACGGCAACACGUUCUUGUCGCUCGAGAUCGCACCUCUCCUCAAGGAGACCAAGCACAGCAAGCGCAACAAAGACCACCACGCCUAUGACUGUAUCCUGCAGUUCCUGCGUGGCCGCUUCUACCUCGACAACAAGGCCUUUGCUCGAUCCUUUGGAACCUUCACGCUUGCCGAGUCUUAUGGGUAUAUGAGCCGGCCUGUUGGCGAAGAGUCGCCCAACCAGCUCUCGGAUCGCGUCAAGGAUAUCACCGACAUGCUCUUUUAUCGUCAGAAGCCCUUUGGCAAAGACAACUUGGAGACGCUCUCAGAGAUUCUUGUCCACAUGGCCACCCACCACCUCCCAAUGACUCUCAAGGUCAUUGGCUCGCUCCUCGAGACCGGCGGCACGCUCGAUCACCACGUCGAAUCGUACUAUAUUGCGCUCAAGGCCCUGCGCGUCAUCCUCGAUCCAGGAUCUGGCUUCUCCACGCACUCGCCCUUCCACGCCGAGUACGAGUUCCAGUACCUUCUCCAAGAGGCUGCCUACCAGUUCGAGGCCUCGAUCACCAACAUGCUCAUCCUGUGCGACACCCACGUUGGCAUCGGCGUCCUCGGCAAGGCGGGCCGCGUUCUGGACCAGGUCGCCUGGGAGAAAACCGGUGCCGCUCACAGAAGAGCCUCGGGCGCAUACGAACAAAACGACGACGAUAUCUUGGCGAUGCUCUCGGAGGCCAUCCACCGGGCUGGAUACAAUGCCGAUCCAGAGGCGCUCUCUGAAAACGACAGCCGAAGAGUGCCCUAUGGGUCGACCGACACUUCGUCCUACCACAACUCGGUUGGAGCCAGCGUCGACACCAUCAGUCGCACUCGCUUUGCCAACCUGCUACGAUCCACCCGCAGCUCGCUGAUUGCCGAAGACGGUGUGCUGCCGGCCGAGGGCCCGCUCAGCCACGAAGUCAACCAAAAGGUGUGCGCGACCGUCCAGUCGUGGUAUCGCAGCUUUGGCAUCACCGACGCCACCGGCAGCAACCUGCUCCUCGUCUCCCCACUGACCGACCCCGUCCUCAUCGAGCGAUCGGCGAUCAAGGAAAAGUCUGCCAAUCCCACAGCCAUACUGCUCUUCAAGGAAGUCUUUCGGAUCAUUCCGUUCGUGCCAGCCGCGGAGCUGGUCGGCGGCCAGUACUUUAUCGGCGCGCAUCUGAUCCACAGCAGCGAAAAGGUCGCCAUCGCCACCUCGCACACUAUCCAAGACAUUUUUGCCGCCCACCCCGACAUGCGCCUGAGCAUCAUCAAUGGCUUCAUCAACUACAUCAAGCUCACCGUGCACCAGGAUGAUAUCAGCAUCUGCACCGUGCUGGAGCAGCUGGGCUUCCUGAUCCGCCAAUGGUCACAAAAGCAGGCCUUUGCCCAGUCCGAGAGCAUCAAUCCCGAUGUCAUCUACCGUGUCUCGUGCAAACUCGACGGCCUGGCCCUGCUGAUGCUGGCUCGCCCCAACCCACGCAUCCGCAAAGCCGCCCUGCAGAUCCUGUCCGACUUUUACGUGAUCCAGGAGGCCGCCGGCCACCAGCCUUCGGUCUCGGGCCUCCCGCUCUAUGCCAUCAUUGCCCAGACCGAGGAGCUCAUUGCCAAAUACGCUCUGUACGCCUUUGCGGAGAGCGAGCUGAACAGCUACCUGCUCACCCCCAAGCUCACGUCUUCGAUGCCGCUCCUGAACAUUGGCGACGUUGCCCUCUCGGACUACACCCAUCUCUUCCGCCUCUAUCUCGGCGAGUUGGCCAGGCAAUUCACGCUGCUGGGUCGGCCCAAGGCCCUGCGUCACUGUGCCAAGUUCCUGCGACAGCUGGCGAUCCCCUGCCUCACCACCAUGACCCAGGUCGAUGACCACUUUGUCUCGACCUAUGGAUCGUACUUUUCGCUCAUCAUGGCCCUCUCGGCCGUUCCCAACACCUCCGAGGUGCUGUACACUCUGGUGUCGACCGACAUGGAUGACCAGCUGAUGUUCUACCACUUCAAGGCCUUCAUCCCGCCGAUCCUCAACUCCGAUAACGCCUGGGAGAUCAAGGCUGUUGCCGAAUCGGCGUACUUUGCUCACCGCAACCUCAUCCAGCUGUUCAUUUUCAACUGCUGGGAGUGGUUCCUUGAUCUGCGCAACAACAACCCCGCCCCGUCCAUGGUCGACAACGUCCUCUAUCUCCUGCGCUACUUGGUCCAGAACCCCGACUUUGAGCAGAUUGUGCAAGAGAACCCCUUGUUCAGCGCCACGUCGAUCGAGAUCAUCUCGGACUUGCUCAAAGUGGCCUCGACCCUGCUGCAAAACACCAACUUUAUUGUCAACGGCCCGUCCUACCGCCUCAACACUGCCUUGAACUACGCCGCCAUCGUCCAGCGCCUGGCCGAUGUGCUCUAUCACCCGCGCCAAACGGCUCUCCGCGAGGCUCUCCGGAAAGCUGCCGAAACAAAUGACGAAGUGCCUCUCCCCGACCUGGGCUGGGAGGAAACCGCGCGCAUGGACGCCGUCGAGAAGUUCCAUCGCUGGUUCGAGUUGCUCCAACAGGUGCCGCCACUGGGCCGCUCCACCCCAGCCGCCGACGACGAAACGUCGCUCCUGCUCCACUACCGACGACAGCUCAGCAACCAAAUCGGCGUCGCCACCGAGCGGCUCUUCCUCCUCGGCGACAUCUACGACACCGACGGCUUCCCGAGCGCCUAUCUGCACUGGAUGGUCAACCUGCAGUCCAAGGGCUUCCGCGUCUUCUCCACGAUCCACACAGGCUACGACAAUGUUCUGGACACUGUCCUCUCCAACAGCUAUGUUGGCACGCCUCUGCACCUGACCACGUUCUCGGACCUCGUUUUCGACCAAAUCCUGCCCCGCCCGCCCGAGAGCUCGCUCCUCUUCCUCAAGAACAGCGCCGAGGACGACCAGCGAUUCAUCCAGGACUACAUCACCAGCGUCCAGGGUCUGUACAGCGACCCCACCCGCACGGCCUCCAGCUCGCUGAUCUAUCCAUUGAUCGACCACGACACCUCGGAACGACUCCGUGCCAACCUCGGCAAGUUGCUUUUCUUUGGCACCUACUCGCUGCUCCACUCGGACAAGCAGAUCCGCAUCCGCGCCUUUGGCUUUGUCAGAGAGCUCUUCAUGAUGUUUGGCAUCAGUCCUUCGAUCAAUCUCCGCUCGUUCUUUGCGGGCCUCUCCGGCUGCUUCUACUCCAAGAUGGGGUACAUUCUGCGCGAGCGCGCCCUGCAGAUCGUCCGGCUUGCCGUCGAGCUCUUCCCGCAAGAGGUCUCCUCGUUCGUGGGCGAGGCUGCCCGGUGCUAUGAACGCGUGCAGCGCGACACCUUCAGCGUCGAGACGUCGCCGACGACGCUGCUGCCGCACCGGGUCUGGGUCCUUGAGUUGGUGAUCCCUUGGUGCCGUCAGGUCUCGUUCGACCGCGACUAUGCGCUCUACACCGACUUUACUCGCUUCGUGAUGGAUAUGUCGCUGAUGUACCCUCCGUCGGAGGAGGUGCACGCCUGCUGGAUCGAGCUCACCGACGGCGAGCUCUAUGGUGCACAGAACGCCAGGAUCCUCACCGAGAUCGUCACCCAGGUCUGCGGCCGCCGCGAAAUCUACCGCGACGUCUGUCUCAACUACCUGUCGCGCAUCUUUUCGAUUCAUCCUGAGGAAGUUGUCUCGAUCGUCGCCCGCAACCUGAGCACUGCGGCCUUCUCCUGGGUCCCGGACAAUGCCGGCGAGCAGCUUGCGCCGCUGACUCAGCACUAUCUGGAAAGCUCGUCCUUUAGCGAUCUCAGAGUCGACGCCCAGACCAGCUUUGCUUCGAUCUGCCAGUCCUCGAUUGUGUUCAUGGCCGAAUUUGUCCUGCAAAACUACGGCGUCGUGGUGCCCCAUCUGCCCACCCUGCUCAACUACAUCGCCAUUCACCUGCCCAAGGAUCUGAGCGAAAACUCGACAUGCACCUAUCUCCUCUCCAAGCUCGCGGAGGGCUACAUCGCCAUGUUGCACAUUUCAAAUGUUGUUUCCAAGCCCGAGUUCUUCCCGGUCCAGGAGCGCGUGACCAAGUUGCUGACGUUCCUGGAGGCCCAGGGAUGCUGCAUCGAGUGGGAGACGGAUGCGGAUAGUCCCAGCGGAAAGGAGCCUGCAGACGGCCAGCUCCACAUCCCUGUCGCCGAGUUCCUGGAGCUGAUUCUGAACAUCUUUGAGGGUGAUCUGCCCAAGCUCCGUGGCCUCGUUGUUGCCGAAGGCAUCCAGUGGAUCACCACAGGCAGCUUGACAUCCGAGGACAUGGUGCAUGCGGUCGAGUGCUACAACAUCCUUGUCCGCAACGCCAGUGCCAAGACAAGCUUGGGUGCCCUCGCCUCGCUCGAGUCGCGCGUGCUGGACUUUGCCAGCAUCAUCGAGAAGCUCGAGCAGGAACUGCACACGUCCAUGCAACCCGACUGGGAUCGUCUCUCGCCGCAGAAACUGAGUGUCAAGACUUCUGCCGAGCGAGUCCUCCAUGCGCUGUUGCGGCUGCACUCGACCUUGAUCGACUACCACACCAAGAAGAAGACACUCCUGAACCAGCCCGAGCUGUUCUGGCUGUCGGCAAGUGUGCUGCAGAUGCCCGUGACACCCUUCAAGCGCAUCUGGGAAGCCGCCCUGGACAACUGCCGUCUCUUCCUCAUCAGCCUGACGCCGAGCGACAUCAGCGCCAACGACGAGAUCUUCCGGUCCAUCUACGACAAGUGCCACACACACUUUGGCGGUUUGCAGCGCGUGCUCCUGAAGGGCCUCUUCCACAACGACAACAAUAUCAAGGAGAAGUCCUUUGAUCUGCUGCUGCAGUCGUGGAUGACGCUCCCGGACACUGUGACCGACGAGUCGCCGUUCGCGCUGAUGUAUACGAUCCUGUAUACCCUGACUUGGAUCUUUGCCAACAUGUUUGGUGAGAUCCAGGGCGGCACGGUGAUAAACCUCGAGGAUAUGGCCGCCCUCCUGCGCGAUGCCGUGAGUCUGAAGGCCAAAUACGAGUUCUCGGGCCUGAUCCGCUGCCUCCAGGAGAUCAUCGAGGUCCCUGUCGAGUCGCUCGAUGUCGAGGACCUGCUCGAAAAGUCGUUCGCCAACCUGGCGCAGGUGUAUGCGCCUCAGUACAACAACAACAUCUCCGAGUACUUUGGACACAUGAUCCACCAUGUCCCCAUCUUCACCAAGACGAUCGUCAAGAUGCUCUUUGUGCUGUGGUCGCUGACGGCGCAGUCUCAGCAGAACGUUGGCUCGGUCAAGGCCCUGGUUCGCAAGCUGCCCUUCGAGGCCAACAUCCUCUCUGGCAAGAACCACCAGGAGGUCAUGCGGCUGCUGGAGUUGGUCCUCCGGGAGACGGCCGACGCAGACGACGAGAUCAAGAUCCUGGAUCUCACCAGCCAGGGCAAGAUCGAGUCGAUCGCCGAUACGCCCCUGGCAUCUGGAAGCGUUGAGGCUGCCGUGCAUUGUCUCUCGGACUUUGGCGUCUUUCCCAGCCUUUUCCUGAGCGAGAGCUUCUGAGAAAGCUUCGUCGUCCUGGAGAGUGAAAACUCAUAGAUCGCCAGCGUCGCUUGGGUGUUUCCUUUUGCUCCAAUGUGUCGAAACGAGCCUGUGCCGUGAUGCUGUUGCCCAACCCCCGGCCGUUUCGGCUUCCAUUGCUUCCCAUUGCCUUCCAUUGCCUUCCAUUGCUUCCCAUUGCUUCCCAUUGCCUUCCCUUUAUCUUUUGGGUCUCUUUGAUCUUCUAUCCUCCGCUGUUUUCUUCGAUCUGAUCAUACUUGUUUUCCUCGCUUCCCUUUCGCCCUCCUAUCUUCGCUCUGCUUUGUCCUUGCUCUUGGGCACCUCUUGCGCUUCACCGCAGACCGUAUCCGGUGUUUGCUUGCUGUCCGUGCCUCUGUAUCGCUUCGCUGCCUUUGCAAAUGUCGCCUCCAGCCCCCUCAAUACAACCAAAGCUCCAACAA
Molecule: messenger RNA, 7034 nt
Organism: Polychytrium aggregatum
Lineage: Eukaryota; Fungi; Chytridiomycota; Chytridiomycetes; Polychytriales
Exons: 13
Coding region: 10-6597 (2195 amino acids)
Biological process (GO): cell morphogenesis
Cellular component (GO): cell cortex; site of polarized growth
Source: RefSeq, a predicted model, not a curated record